This is a messenger RNA of Acanthosepion pharaonis, 492 nucleotides long. Lineage: Eukaryota; Metazoa; Mollusca; Cephalopoda; Sepiida; Sepiidae. The record is from the annotation of a GenBank genome assembly.
AUGUCCUUUCUUUCUUUUCUCGGACACAAAAACAAUUUCACACACUGUCCGGCUGUAACAGAGACAGCUCGGUUUCCAAAUCCGGCUCACUGCAACAAGAGUGUACACUUUCUCUCUCUCUCUCUUUGGUUUUCUUUUUUCUUUCCUUCUUCUUCUUUACACAAUUCAGCAUAUAACAGAGGUAUACACUUUCUUCUCUGGUUUUCCUUUUUCUUUCUUUACACAAUUCAACUUGUAAUAGAGAUAUAUGCUUUCUUCUCUGAUUUCCUUUUUUCUUUAAACGCAGGCUCAAUCCUCAGCAUAUUACUUUCUCUGCGUCUUCAACUUGGGAUUCUCGAACAGGAAUAUUUCUUAUAUUUCUGGGUUGAACUGGAUAAGUUCCAUCACUAUCAAAUGCGUCUUAUCUUUCCAUUCAAAAACUAUCAGCGCUUCGGCUUCAGGUCUUGCCUUUUCAAACUUAAGAUAACAACUGAUUCUCGAGUGAAUCUCUGA